Molecule: messenger RNA, 4700 nt
Organism: Polypterus senegalus (gray bichir)
Lineage: Eukaryota; Metazoa; Chordata; Cladistia; Polypteriformes; Polypteridae
Gene: cenps
Product: centromere protein S
Exons: 5
Coding region: 2078-2458 (126 amino acids)
Biological process (GO): resolution of meiotic recombination intermediates; replication fork processing
Cellular component (GO): Fanconi anaemia nuclear complex; FANCM-MHF complex
Molecular function (GO): protein heterodimerization activity; chromatin binding
Source: RefSeq, a predicted model, not a curated record
AAGUAAAAAAAAAAAAAAAAACAGAGGCGCCCUUGUUUAUACGCUUGCCGCGGGGUCGCCGCCUUCCGCGAACCCCGCCGCAUAUGAGUGAGUGAGGGAGCGAGCGAACGCCCUGGGGAUUUGAAGCGAACUAAAAUACCGUCUUGUUUUUCAGUUCGUUCAUGUUAUUUUACCGAACCGUAUUUUUAAUUCCUCUGUCAGCCGUUUUGUUGUUGUAGUCCCCGGGUGUCCGCAGUGGCCGUACAAAUCCUAGCCCGGUUUUGCUGUGUAACUGCAGCCAUCUAAGCGCGCAGCUCUUUCUUUACCCCAUGGGCAGCUUUUUGCUGUCAGGCCACAGUGCCCUUACCAACACAUUAUGAAAGCAAAACUGAUCAUUAACGACUCAAGCAUGUUAUUUUGUAACUGCUUCACUAAACCCUAUAGAGAUUUUCCCCUUAUUAGUAUUAAACUUCACUGUCAAGACUGGGGGGGGAAUAAAAGACAGAUAUUGGCCACCUCGGGCUCAGCAUUAUCCUCUUGCUGUUUUCGUUUUUACGCUUGCAGUAGUGAAUUACAGGUAACGCCCCCCAAAAAUCGGGGACACUCAACUAGUGGGAGAAAAUGAAUCUUCUCUUUAGUUAUUUUUAUUUUUUUUUCUUCUUCACUAAUUUCUUAGGACCAUAACAGGGUUAAAGACUUGUGCUUCACAACUCCAGGAAGCGGACUUUCAUUGAUUGUUUUUGUGGCCUUUGCAUGCUCUGCCAGUGUCUGCAGAUUGUGUUCCACUUGUACGUCGCAUUAAUUGGUGACUCAGAAUCGGGGUGACAAACUCCGAUCGUGGAGGACCGCAGUGGCUUCGGGUUUAAGUACCCCGUUAUUAAUGCUAAUUUAACAUCCUACUAUUGUCUUAAUUAUUGAUUCCGUAUUUUUUUUUUCCAUUAACCAGCGUCUAAACAAUAAAAACACAAAGCAAACCAAUAGGGAACCAGCAAAAUCAGGGGUCUCAAACCAUCUGGAAGGGCCACCAUUUUGAGUUCAGCCAAUUUCCAGUUUAGCGCUUAAUGAAACCCAUUUAAUUCUGAAGCUUCUUAGUGAUUUCAGUAUCACAUACCAGUCGUUUCCAGAACAUAAUUUUUUUUUUGAUAUCAUCAUCCAGAUGAUUUGUGGACUACAGGAGAUCAAUACUUUUUGCAUCUUCACUUUUUUCUUUUCGAAUAUUUUAUUGAGACAAGUAUUAUAUGAACAACACACGUGCGAAUGGGACCUAAGGUUGGCUGCCGGUUAAGGCAGAAAUUAAAUAAAAUGCAAGUCAGUUAAAGUCAAGUCAUCAUAGUAUGUUUGUGACAGUCAGGGUUGGCUUCACGCUCCCUUGCGGGUUGGAGCGGCUCCAGGAUACAACAUUCAAUAGUCACAAGAUGAAAAGAGCCGGGCGAAUGAAGACACACACACAUCUAGGAAAGCAAAAAGUGUCAGUGCUUUUGUUAAAAAUAAAAGCCAGUGUUCAAAUAAAUAGUGCAAUGCAGUACUUCAAUCAUUAAGCAGUGAAAUAAAUGAUCGAUUAAAGCAGUGCAAAUUGUGUAGGUACAAAAAAUCCGUAAUAAAUAAUUUCAUAAAAAUGAGGUUAAAAUCUUUUCUUUUUUUUUAAAAAAAAAAAAGAGCCCCAAUGCUUCCUCCUAAAACCGAUGCCCAACUGACAGAUGCAGUCAACCCUUAAUUCCUGGCUCGGGCUUCAGCAUCUAUGGGGUGCAGCGCCAAACCACACAUGCGUCUCCAUCCAACAGUCCCUUGGCGCUCCUGCACCCCAGCAUCGUUCAAUAGGAGCACCCUGUCUUCACCCUGAGGCUCGCUCCUGUCCACCUGCCUCCACUCCUUCUAACACAUGGGCUCUCCUGAUGCUUUCUUUCUUUAUUUUUUCCUAUGUAACCUCUGUUUUCUCUUCUUCUGAUCUUUCCUUUUUUUGUUCUCCCUUUCCCUGUCUUCCUUUGUCUGCUGUCCCUCUCUGCCACGGAGGCUCCUUUAUACAGCCUGCCUGGGUGCAAAUGAGGCCCUCGGGCCCACUUCAAGGUGUGAAUGAGUCACCUGACUGAUCCACUUGCAUAUGCAGAGGCUGAAGGCUGCUGUCCAUUAUACGACUGGGUUAAUUUGCCGGCAGAUGGAAGAAGAAAAAGAAGUGCAGUUUACUCAACAAAUAAUCGCUGCCAUUGCUGAGACAGCUUUCAAACAGUGUGAGAUCUUUGCAGAAGAUCUUGAAUUAUUUUCAAGGCAUGCAAAACGGAGCACAGUAAAUGUAGAUGAUGUGAAGAUCACAGUCAGGAGGAGUAAACCUCUGCUUGAUUUUAUCUGCCAGAAGAGUGAAGAACUAGCUGCUGAUCAACAAGAGAAAAAAGAAAAAAAGAAAAAGACCGCUGGGAAAGGCAAGAAGAGAAAAGUUCAUAUUGAGUCAGACGUGUCUGAGAGUGAAGAUUCCAACAUGCUUUAGUGUCAGCCUUUCGUUUGUUUGUUACUGUACAUGUAGUUGGGAGGUCCUUGUACUCCAGGUUUUGACAACCUCACUGAUACGGUGUACAUACGUGGUGUGAAUUGCAGUCUUUAGUCAUCUCUGUGGUUGUUCAAAUUUAUUUUCUUGAUUUAAUUCAAUACUUUUCAUUUAUUUAUGAUUAAUCUGAUGUAUCAUCACAUAUUGAAAAGAUACAUAUGGUAAAUAUCUCCAUUUUUAUUUAUGUAAAUACAUUUACUAUUCAAAAUAAAGGUUGCCAGAAGUGACUGUCUAGGCUUUUGCAAUAUAUGGAUAGCUGCACCUUACUUAAUUUUUGCAAAUAUUGUAAGUGGAAGUUAUAAGACAAUUCCAAUGUCAUAGACCAGUGCUGCCAGUGAAUUGUUUGUCACAUAUUUUAACUGGUAGCUGAAAACAUUUAGUGUUUUUGUAUUUUGCAUAUAUAGUCUAUUUCUAGAACUCAGCAAAAUAAAUACCAUGUUUCCAGAAAGCUAUGAUAUACAUGUUUUAAUAACAGAUCAUCUGUUUAGUACUGCUCAAUUGUUUUUGGGGUUAUGGGAUGAAGGGUUACUAGCCCAGAAGCAGGCACACUCAUGCACACACCCAUGACAACUUAGACAAUUUAGACUUGCCACUCAAUAUAUUCUGCAUGUCUCUGGAGUGUGUUAGGAAAGCUGUAACACCUGGAGAAGAAGCCCUCGUAACAACUGUCUGGAUCACAGCUUGCAGUUAUGAAGCAAUAGUGUGAACAUACUUAAAUAAAUUGUGUUCUGUUUUGUUAAACAUGGUGUAGUCUGUUGAAAUCAGGAACGUUUUUAUAAAUAGAUGAUGUCAUGUGAAUAUUAUUAGCAUAUUAGGUCUGUCAACUGUUAAAACUUCACUUGAAUUUCACAAUAUACAAUUUGGACACUUUAACUCAACUAGUGCUAAAUAUAAGUUUGUCUGAACUUAUUUGUUUUAAAGUCUUGAUUUUUCAUUUGUCAUUACUUCCUUUAUUUUUUAUUUUUACGUUUUUGGACAUGUUUUCAUGCUUUUAAAUUUAAUUUGUUUGAAUAUCUGAGAGUUUGAGUGGAUCUUAUUUCAUAUAUAGGCAAGCACGUUGGUUAGGAACAAAUGGAAAGAAGGCUAUUCCUAAUUUGUACGCCACCUUUAGUGUUAAAAUGGGCAUUUCAAUUACUAAACUUUUCUGUUGCCUUGUGUAAUCAUUUUAGCAUUCAUGCUUUUACUCUAGAGAAAAACAUAUAUAGUACAAAAAGAAGCAGUGCACUGAACGUGUCCUUCCAAAGUGUGUUAAAUCCUAUGUGCUUAAUAAAAUGGUUUUCUGUAUGUGAGUUUAGCAAUAUCCAUCCAUCCAUUUUCUAACCCGCUGAAUCCGAAUACAGGGUCACGGGGGUCUGCUGGAGCCAAUCCCAUGAUGCUAUAUUGUUUUUCUUUUAUAGUACACAUUUAUUUGAAAUCAUUUGACACUGUUUUUUGUUGUUACACCCGUAUGAUUUACUUAGCUUCAUUGGGAAACAUAGUGAGAAGCACAGUAUGGAAACAUGUAUACUGUACACAAUAAUCAGACUGCCCCACUUAGAGAUACAGUAGGUCUACCUGCUACAUGUGAAAUAACGCAGCUUACCCACUUGUUAUUUUAUACACUUGUUUCCAGAUCAGUCAGGAGAGAAAACAACAACAUGUCAGAUGCAAUUUUGCCAUUUUGGUCUGCUAUUUAGGGAAAAUGAAUGUAAAUGUAAUUAUCCUCCUGUUACACCGCUGUUUCAGCAGUCACAAAGAUAUACACAUCUGACCCAGUAAUAUACAUCUGUAUGUGUAUUAAGGAGGAAAGAGGGAUAAGCACUUUUUUUGUUUAAGUCAGUGCAAUCUGAGAAAUGUUUUGUAAACUUAUGGUAGUCUUGGUUAUGUUAAGAUGUGGAUUCUAGUCAGUAUAUAAAUCUUGAUUUAAAAAGUAGGAGGAAUGCUUAAUUUACAACACUUCCUCUUUGAAAUUGUGUUCAUUGUAGUCAUUUUCUAUGACAGCUGUUGCUGUGUACAGUUUUUAUAAAGCAUUUUGUUUAUAGUUAUUUAAAAUGCCUAAAAUACAGUAUUUGAAACUAGCAUCUUAUUAAUGGCAGAAGGACAAAAUAGAGACAGAAGAUAUUUUCUUUCUGAAAGCAUUGUCAUUGUGAUAUUUUUUUGUUUAUUCAUUGUGAAUUAAAUUAUUCUGUCACUCAGAACCCUUGAA